AUGAUUGAUGUUAUAUAUUCACUUGUCGAUAUUACUCAACGAUUUAAUCAAUUAGUAUUCGAUCCAUUUUAUAUUCGUAAUCUUAAUAUGACUUCUAUGACGAUGAAAUCAUUUUAUGAUCGUAUCUACUCAAUAGAUAAUCAAGUUCUUUCAAGAAUUUGUGAAAAUAUUUUACCUCGAAUAUCUCAUCAAAUAAAUGAACUCAUUGUCGAACAAUAUUCAAUGGAACGUGUUCUUCACACUAUCAAUUAUCCUCAACUUUACUCAUUAACACUUAUGGAUUUUUCAGAAGAAGUUCUUUUCAAUAACUUAACAAAUAAUACAAUUGUUCGAAAACUUCUCAAUGAACAAAUAACAUGUCUUACAAUUGAUGUUAAAGAUAAGCCAAGAGAACCAUCUUCUGAAACACUUUAUGUUAUAUUUACUUUGAUAUUAUCUUUAUGUAAACAAUUAAACAAAUUAAGUUUUUGUCAAUUCGAUAAUCGAUCAACAUUCCGUACCUUUGACUCAUCAUCAACAAAUUUCAAAUCUUCAACAUUAACUGAAUUGAAAAUUAAUGUGGAAACUUUCGAUGAUUGUCUUUAUCUACUUGAUGGACGUUUCAAUUGUUUAUCAAGAUUGAUUAUAAAUAUAGAAAUAAUUUCAUCUACAUCAGGAACUAUCGAUAAUAAAAAAAAGCUUCCCGAAUUAAAACAUUUUUCGUUAACAUCAUAUCCACACACAUAUUUAUAUGAUAAUUUAAUUAUUCCAUUACUUCGACGAAUGAUAAAUCUCGAAGAAUUGAUAUUAGAUCUGUCAAUAAUAAGAAGUAAUAAGAAUUACAUUGAUGGUAUUCAAUUAUAUGAUGAUAUUCUUAUUUAUAUGCCACGAUUAAACAAAUUCGCUUUCAAUAUAUACACAAAUGUAGAUAAGAAGAAUGUUGGAAUUCUUUUUUCGUCAAAUGAAGAUAUUCAACGUAGUUUUAGAAGAAAAGAAUAUGGAUCAGCUGCUUCAUAUAUUGAAAUUUUCACAAGAGAAAAUCAACAUAAAUGUCAUAGCUAUUCAUUACCAUAUGAAUUCAAAAGUGGAAUAUUUGUUAAUGUUCAAUUCCUGAUGGAUAUCAUCAAUAAAGAACCACAGAGAGCCAAGCAAAAAUCAUUAUCAUUGAUCAAAUUUUCUUAUCUUAUUUAUCUUGAUCUUCAAGGUGCUCAUGCAGAUUAUGCUGAACAAUUUCUCAUCGAUAAAUAUUGUCAUUUACCUUGUUUGUUAAACCUUAAUAUCGACUAUGAAUCACUCGUUCUGGCCACAAACAAUUUUACUAAUGAUGCUACACGUCUCACUUGUAGCAAAUUGACCAGUCUUCGUAUAAAUGAACCGUUUGUACCUCCAAAAAUUUUUUAUCAAUAUUUUCCUUUAUUAUAA
Rotaria sordida is the source of this 1401-nucleotide messenger RNA. The record is from the annotation of a GenBank genome assembly. NCBI's taxonomy places the organism in Eukaryota, Metazoa, Rotifera, Eurotatoria, Philodinida, Philodinidae.